AUGGCCAUUGGUCUCAUCACUGUUUUUAAAGAAGAUCACACCCACCCAAUGGUGAAGCUAGCAGGGAGGCGACGCUACUACAGAUCACAUAGGAAAGUCCCAGAAGAAGAUUUCCAAUUCCUACAGACGCUACAUAAUCAAAACAUUACAAUCGCUCAGAUAAUGGGUUGUCUAGGAAGUGUGCAUGGUGGCGACCCAAGGACGCUAGGCUACGUGAAGAGAGAUGUGUCUAACAUAAGGACAAUGCUGCGAGAGGAAGUAUCACAACGUGAUAUGAGCAUGGUGAUUGAGUACUUUGAACGCAGGAAAGCAGAAAGUCCAAAUUUCUUUUAUGACACACAAGUGGAUUCAAACAAUGCUGUCAGAGGAUUAUUCUGGGUGGAUGGAAGGACCAGAGCACUAUACCCCAAGUACAAGGACUGUGUUUUCUUCGACACAACCUUUUGCACCAACAAGUAUAAUCUUCCUUUUGCUCCAAUUGUGGGAAUAAAUAACCACACACAUACGAUUGUUCUAGGUUGUGCUUUGCUACCGGAUGAAACAACAGAAACAUUUAAGUGGGUAUUUGAAAGGUGGAUGCUUGCAAUGAAUCAGAUGCACCCAGAUCAUAUAAUGACAGACCAGGACCAGGCUAUGGCUACUGCAAUUGACAAGGUAUUUUCAAAUUCAGUACACAGAUGCUGCUGCUACCAUGUGCUGCACCUAGCAAGGAAAAAACUUGGUCCAAAUUUGGGAGAAGGCCAUCCAUUUGCAGAUGCAUUUUACUCAUGCAUAUAUGGAACUGAUACUAUUGAGGAGUUUGAAUUCUGCUGGCAGCAUAUGCUGCGAAGCUUCGACAUGGCAGAGAACAACCACCUCAAUAAUAUGUGGAAGAGCAGAAAGACAUGGGCACCAGUUUACUUCAGGAAAAGUUUUUUCCCAUUCACAAGCACAACUGGAAGAUCGGAAGGCCUUAACUCAUACUUCAAGACAUUGGUUCGCCCUAGUGACUCCGUGUGGAAUUUCGUGCAGCAGUAUGAGUUGUGCCAGAAUUUGAUGUUGGAUCGUGAAGACAAUGCGGGCUUCACAAUGGAGACGACGACAACAAAGCUUUGGGGCAGUUACAGCAUUGAAGAACAGGCAUUGAAAUUUUACACAAGGGAAGUCUUCGACAGAAAGAUGAACCAGUUGGCAUCUGACGCAUGCUUCGAUGAUGAUACAUAUGUUGCUGUAUCCCGCAUUGUUGACGAAGCAAGCAAAGUUGUUGCUACAAUGCUUAAAGCAAAAGGUCAAGUGCAGCAAGAAGGAGAAGGUUAUCAGCAUAGACAGAGUGAGGACCAGAGACAGCAAAAACCUGAAGCUCCACAGCAACAAACAACAACAGUAGAUGGUACUGCAAGUCACCAGGUGAAGAAUCCUCCACGUACGAAGCCAAAAGGUCGCCCAAAGAUAACAGAAAAGCGGAGGAAGACAUUGGUCGAGCUGCGGGAUGAGGCAAAUGAGAAGAGAAGGAAGAAGCAAAGUGAACCUAAAACACCAAAAAAGCCAAAACCAAAGAGGAAGUACAGGAAGAAGAAGUGCCCAUUCUGUGGUGAUGAAGAUCACAUAUCUGUAAAGGACUGCAAGUACAUGAAAAUUGCUUUGGCUAGAGAAGAUGCAAUGCAAGCGGGAGCAGAUUUGACGUUAUAG
Messenger RNA from Lolium perenne, 1668 nucleotides. Lineage: Eukaryota; Viridiplantae; Streptophyta; Magnoliopsida; Poales; Poaceae. The record is from RefSeq and is a predicted model, not a curated record.